Rhinocladiella mackenziei CBS 650.93 is the source of this 219-nucleotide messenger RNA. RefSeq lists its product as uncharacterized. Lineage: Eukaryota; Fungi; Ascomycota; Eurotiomycetes; Chaetothyriales; Herpotrichiellaceae. The record is from RefSeq and is a predicted model, not a curated record. The transcript has a single exon. The coding region runs from base 1 to 219 and encodes 72 amino acids.
AUGUCUGACGCGGUCAAAUCACGCCUAGCCGAUCGAGAACGACGUCUUCCCGAGCAUGUUAGCUUAGCUGAACGGGAAGAGCGUGAUAUUCCUCUCCGCAGCAGUCCUCCGCCUAUAGAAGAGUCCAGAAAACGAGAGUCAUCGACGACGAAGUUGAUCCUGCUCCCACACGACCAGUAUCCAGCUGAAAUAGAAAUGGCCUUCGUGUUCCGACAGUAA